ACUCUUGUUUUGCUUUGAUGGAUAUAUAUAUGGAAAAGCCUUCAACUGCCAUCGAUGUCUUAAUUAAUUCUAUUUCAAUUUGUCAUACAAGAUGAACAAGAGAUGAAGAUGCUAUUCCCUCAAUAUUCAUCUUUUCUCUUCUCUUCUGGCAAAAGCCAUAUGGCGAUGGCUAUAAAUAUAGUACAAAGGGAAGCCCAGGAGUACCAGAUUUUCAUCUUUAGCUUCUUGCAAAUUAAGGACGGUGAUGAUGGCUGCAAGAAGCUAUAUAAUGCCAGAAGCAAUGGCCAGAGCAGUGCCUAGAAUUUCAUGGACUACUAAAAAAGUUUGCAAAAUACAAGGCUUUUUGAAGGAUACUACACUUCUAAAAUCAUCGACAGAUGAUGACCUUGGAGGUGGCCAUGGCCAUCUGCUGAUCAAGAAUAAUACAAGAAUCCAUGUUAUGUCUUCAGAUAUUUCAUCACCAAGUUUUGCAGUGGAGUUUCUUGAUGCAUGGGAUGAUGAAUAUGGUGGGAUCGUUAUCGAUCCUAGCAGUUUACCCUCUAGUGCUAAUGCUUUUGCAUCUGCCCUCCGAGCUUCUUUGACGAACUGGAAGAUGAAGGGGAAGAAGGGAAUAUGGCUGAAGAUACUAUCGGAACAAGCUGACCUCAUUCCAAUAGCAAUUCAGGAGGGUUUUAACUAUCAUCAUGCAGAACCAGGCUACGCUAUGCUCACAUAUUGGAUUCCUGAUGGCCCUUGCAUGCUUCCUGCUAGCCCUUCUCAUCAGAUUGGCGUGGGAGGAUUUGUGAUCAAUGAAAAAAGAGAGGUUCUUGUGGUGAAAGAAAAAUGUCCCUGUAGCUGCUCUGGCGUUUGGAAGAUGCCUACUGGAUAUAUUAACAAGUCUGAAGAUAUAUUCUCAGGAGCCAUAAGAGAAGUAAAAGAAGAAACCGGCGUUGACACAAUUUUCCUGAAGUUGGUUGCUUUCAGACACGCUCACCUUGUGGCAUUUGAGAAAUCAGAUUUACUCUUUGUGUGCAUGCUGAAGCCAUUGUCCUGUGAAAUAACAGUUGAUGAGAAAGAACUCCAAGCUGCUAAGUGGAUGCCGAUAGAUGAGUAUAUUGGACAGCCAUUUUACGAAGAAGACCAAAUGUCAAGGAGGGUGAUCGAAGCUUCCAUUGCAGCGUAUGAAGGUCAUUAUAAUGGGUUUGCUGCCCGCCAGUUGACCUCAAAACUUGAUGGGAAAUUGUCCUAUUUAUAUUACGAUUGUUCAAGCAGCUUUUAAGGCACCAGGCGGUUGUGCUUAUUUAAUACUAGUACUAAAACUGAUUAUGAAUAUUAAUGAAGGAAAACCGAGUCAAUAAUGUGGUGCUUAGGGGGGAGGGUGGACAAUUCUUGGGCAUCCAGAAGGGGGACCACGUACACAUGGCAGACAGAAGAGGGUUAAUUCUAGAAAGGAACAAAGGGUCCUACCUAAUAAACUCCACUAAAGUCCAUAUAAAUUGCCCCAUUUUUCAUGAAUCUCGUGCUUUUUCUUCUUUCUUCUGGCUCUUUACGUUAUAAAAUUUGUCGCCAGUAAUUAUUUGACGUCAAGCAAUCCAUGUGAUGUGAACGCUUUCUUUAAAGAUUAUUAUGACGUUCCUCGCUU
Molecule: messenger RNA, 1621 nt
Organism: Hevea brasiliensis (rubber tree)
Lineage: Eukaryota; Viridiplantae; Streptophyta; Magnoliopsida; Malpighiales; Euphorbiaceae
Product: nudix hydrolase 8
Exons: 8
Coding region: 245-1258 (337 amino acids)
Molecular function (GO): ADP-ribose diphosphatase activity; NADH pyrophosphatase activity; NAD binding
Source: RefSeq, a predicted model, not a curated record